CUGCUCAUAAUCACGAGCGCACUGAGGGAGGAGGCACUGCUUCAGUUCAGAGUGAUAAUGCAGAGCUAUAAAUCCUGAACUAUAAUUAAAUGAACUACAAUGCAAUGUAUAUCUAGGAUUUGACAUUCACUAGGUCGGGAUUGUUAUGGGUAAUUAGUUUGUCCUUAGUAACCAUACAGACAGCAAGAGGACUGAGCUGUUGAUCUGAGUAAUUUUGAUAACAAUGGCUAGCAUGGCUAGCUUGCGCUAACGUCAGCCAACCUAGCUGUGUUGUCUAAUAUACUACAGACUGCACACAAGCCAUCUGGAAGCUUAUGUUUACUUAAAAGUGGUUCGUACUAGAUAAGUGAGAAUAACUUAUCAUUACCUGCCCACAAAACAAGAUGUUUUCGGUAUUGAAGUACAAGUCAAUUGACUAUGUGUUUGAGGCCACAGCCAGGCGUAAAUUAACAUUAAGUUGCCUGGUUCUACCAAUACCUUACAACCUCAACACUCAAGACAUCUAUCUUCACUGUGGUUCUCUACCUGAUGAUGCCUAUCGAAAACCAUGGAUUCGAGGAAACACAGUUUCCUCCAGCAGCCUGAACAUGAAGGGAUCGAUAGUGGAAGAACUAAGAUCUAAAACACUACCUAUGGAUUCUGUAGAAAAAAUGAGCGCUACUCACACUCUGAAUGAAGCGGAAGCUUUGGAGAUAGUCCCCAGCUCCAAUCCUGCUUCCCAGGCCUAUCCUGAGUUGGAGGAGAUCCUUUGGCAGGUCACCCACAAAAAGAGUGAGGCUGAUUUAUCUUUAGUAGAUGACUUCACCAAAGCCACAGGAAGUGACAUGAGUGUGGGUCAUGAAGAGCUCCUGCUUGAGGAAUCGCUGGGUAGCUCUCCUCUGCACCAGUUCAAGAAACACAUGCCGACUUUAAGAGUCAAACUAAGCCGAUUGAAAGCUGUGUUGGUGUCAGACCCACUACAAACUCCAGUGGGAGGUUCCCUGUCUGAGCAUAUGAUUUUUGGGAGAUGUGUGCCCUAUGAUGUCAGUUCAUGUGGUGAUACAAACAGCUCUCAGAUGAGGUCAAGUGUUAUAGAAGGGUUUAGCAAAGUGUCACCUCGGGAUGAAGAGUCCUUAAUGUUGCUUGAAGUGGAAUCCUGCAGCAUGCACAAAGAAUCCUUCAGCACAUCUCUAGCCUACCUUUCUAGUAUUCUACAAGUAAGAAAAGAACCUGAGGGAGACCAGGUGUCUUUGGUGGAGAUGCUUAAAAAAGUGACCCCAGCAGGUCAACAGGAAAUGCAUCAUUUUAGAACCCUUGACGCUCCUAGUAACAGCUUGAAUCCUCUCAACCCAUUAGACCCAAAGACCCCAGUGCCUCUUAGGCUGUACCCAGAGCUGGAGUUGGAUGUACCCUUCUUCCCAGCUCGUGGCCCUGAGCGGCCUGAGCUGCGGUUGCCCAACAGUCACCUUCAACCGAAGCGUUUGCCCCCCGUCUACAGGCAUUGGCUAGUGUCAGAUGAGGAACGAGAGGAGGUAGAGCGGGUUCUGUGGUCCUCAGAGAAACAGCAUAACGCCAUAGGAGGUUUUCUUCUGGCUGAUCCUCCUAGUCUUGAGCGUUUUGAGAAGAACCAACCACUGACUGAUGCCUUCAAGCUCUUGGGCAUCUCAGCACCAAAACAAGACGUUGAACUCACUGGAUUCCCUGAACAGCUCCAGUCUCUGGGAAAAGGCUGCGCUGAAAUUCCAGAGGAUAUGACAGCUGAGCCACUCAGUAUUGAGAAAAGGGAUUUGGUUAAGCCGGAGGGCUUCACAGUGCUGUCAGGCUCAGAGAUUGAUGAUGUUCUGAGAGAAGUCUCUGGAAAUGCGGGUAAAUCCCCAUUUCCUAAUAAUUCAGCGAAACCCACGCAGCCUCCCGCCACUUCUGUCCAGGGGAAGCGGCUAGCGGUACCCUCUCAGCAGGAGGAUGGGACCACUGUGAAGAAACUCAUCAUGGAGAAGGUGGCGUGGCCCUCUGAGAUCUCAAAGCCUGCCUGGGAGCGUGGGCACCAGAGAACGCCUCAAGGCACCCCGACCAAGAGAGAGGAGAGUGUGGCCAACUUCUCUACAGUGAGACACCCUCCAAAGGAGCUUCCCAGCAGAACUUCACCGCCCAAGCCAGUGACGCACUCUGACCUUUUGACAUCUUUCAUGAUGCUCAGACAACAGCAGUGUAUGCUGGAGUCUUCGGAGAAGACCAACUCCAGCCUGUCAAGUGCAGCAGGAGAAAAAAAUUUACAGGUAAAGAGGUUCACCAGCCAGAGACCCACAGAGCAGGUGAGGCCAGGUGAGGUCGGUCAGCCUCAGGUGACGGGGAUGGCGUCCUCAUCAGGCCCUCCAGAGAGAGGCAGCUCCUCCGUUGUCCAGGGAACCCAUAGUAUCACCUCUACAGGUCAGGCCAUCAGAGCAAACACUCCUGUCGGUCAGACUAACAGAGCAAGUACUCCCAUGACUUCAGAUAGCAAAGAUGGCAAGGCUGUGGCUCAGGAAUCCACUGAGGGGGACAAUAACAACAGCAGGGUCAUACCUGUUCAGGCUACAGAGAGCCAGCUGCUGGCCCUGCGGGCGGUGCAGGUGGUGGGCGAGCCGUGCUUCUCUAGGGCGCUGGAGCUGGGCCUGAGUGCCACCGGUGGCUGCAGGGACUUCAGCAGCCUGGACACGGAGCGCAGCCACUUCCUGCUCAAACAGCAGCAGAAGCAGCUCUCCGUCAUGCCAGGCCUGGAGCAGCUGUACGUGGAGGUGGCUUUGCUGCACACCCUCGUCACUGUGAAGGAGCUGGUGCUUCGGUGUGGAGUCACCAGAGCUUGUGAUUACCUGGCUAAGGCCAAAACUGCCCACGAGACAGAUGUGUUAGACCUGCUGCACAAAAAGUACCUGAUCUUGCAGUUCCACAGCCAGAAGAACCGGGAGCCAGACCCAAAACUCCUGGAGCUCCAGGAUGUGAUGAAAUCAUGGCUGCAGUCUGUUGACACUCAGCAGCCCCUUUCAAAAGUGCUCUUACUGAUUUCUAGCAACUCGGACUCUAUGAGGACGCCGCUGAUUGGAAGUCUUAGUGAGAUAUCAGGAGAGGGUGUGGUGGACGCAGUUGUGUCUGAAGAAAACUGCUGGCAGGUGGAUGGCAAGAAGGUGUUGAACAGCCUGAGGCGUAGCAGCUGGGUGGUGGUGUGCAGCCAGCACCUGGGUCCUGACUUUCCCUGGCACGCCUUCUCUGUGGUGGUGGAGUACGACAGCCUGGGCCACACGCCCUGGCCCUCCAUCUGCAGGGAGAGGAACAUCAGCUAUGUUACCUUCGCCACCGUCACCCCUGCCUCUGACCCCACAGCCCCCCCAUCUUCAUCAACUAAUCUGGAGAGAAUCCCUUUCACGCUGUUUGUGACUGAAGGUCUGCUGGAUCGCUCAUCUUUACUGCAGACCCUGGAGUCCGUGUAUAACCUGACCAUGAUAGAAAGGAGCCACUCUCCCUCGCUGAAGAUGCUCGGGGGAGCUCAUCAAUAUGCUGUGAUUACAGUCGACGAGAGCACCGCGGUGCUCCUGCAGGAGGUGGACGAGCUGGCGAUGGAGCGAGCGAGUGAGCGGGUGGUGAUGCGUUUGAUCGCCCUCUCCCUGCAAUACAGCUGCUGUUGGCUCCUCCUGCAUUGCCCCAGCGCCCGCUACUCAUGCUUCUCUGUGCAAAUUUUGACCAACUUGGCAUUAAUCUACUCAGCUGUGGUACUCUUUGGAAUGAAGUCUGAAGAAUUCAACGUCAAGGUUUUGGUCGUAUCAGAGGAGGAGGAUAUUGCCAGAUGGAUUUACCAGAUAGCCCAUCACAGCAUGAUGUCAUCAGAGGCCGACCCUCAGAGUUAUCUGGACAGAGAGUGGCUAUCUGUGCUGCCCUCACAGGAUGAGGGUUGUCUGAUGCGUUUCCCCAGUGUAAGUCCGCUGGUGGCCCAGAUCAUGCUGAAGAGGGCCCCCUCCCUGCACUGGCUCCUGGGAGCCUCCCUCACAGAGCUCCAGCAGCUGCUGCCUGAGGUCCCUCACAAAGUCAUCAAGCUCUUCACAGACACCACAGGUCUGUAUCCUCUGAGCUCCCCUGCUCCCCAGUCUGACCCCGUGCCUGACCCCGAGCCCCAGACCCAGCUCCCUCAGACGGGGCGGGCCAGCACACAGGACCCCUGGGCUUCAGCUGUCCAACCGCAGGCGUCCCUCUACAGCCACAGUCCCCAGCAAGAUGCCCUCUUCCACAAGACUUCCAGUGCUGGUCAGAGCGAUGCCCUCUUCCACAAGACUUCCAGUGCUGGUCAGAGCGAUGCCCUCUUCCACAAGACUUCCAGUGCUGGUCAGGGCGAUGCCCUCUUUCAUAAGAAAGAGGAAUGUGAACAAGCAGGGAGUUCUACAGCCGGUCAGAGUGAUGCAUUCUCCUACAAGACACAGGAUUGGGGGCAAGUAGGGAAUUCCUGUGCUGGUCAGAGUGAUGCCAUAUUCCACAGGAAAGAUGUCUGGGGGCAAUCAGGAGCAGGUCAAACCAAUGCUGUUUUCCAUAGGAAUGAGGAUUGGGAGCAAACAGGGAAUUCCCCUGCCGGUCAGACUGAUGCACAUUUCCAUAGGAACGAGGAUUGGGGGCAAGCAAGGAGUUCUUCAGAAGUUCAGAGUGAUGCCUAUUUCCACAGAAAAGAGGAUUGGGGGCAAAAAGAAGCCAGUCAGGCCGAUGCCUUUUUUCACCAGACACCGGAUUGGGGGCAAACAGGGAAUUCCACUGGACGUCAGAGGGAUGUCUUUUCCCACAAGACACAGGAUUGGGGGAAAACUGGGAAUUCCGAUCUGACUGAUGCCUUUUUCCAGUGGAAAAAUGAUAGGGGGCAAACAGAGAAUGCCAGGGCUCGUCAGAGUCAUGAUGUCUUCCACAAGAAAGAUAUUUGGGAGAAACCAGGGUAUUCCAAUGCAAGUCAGGCUGAUCCAUUUUUCCAAAGGAAAGAGGAUUGGGGGCAUAAAGAAACAGGUAAGACUGAUGAUGUCUUCCGCAGCAGAGAUGAUUGGGGGCAGACAGGGAAUUCCUGUGCCGUUCCAAGCAAUGAUGUCUUCCGCAGCAGAGAUGAUUGGGGGCAGACAAGGGAAUUCCUGCGCUGUUCCGAGCAAUGAUGUCUUCCGCAGUAAAGUGGAUUGGAGGCAAACAGGGAGCACUGGACUACAUUUGAGCAGCAGCUCUUUCAGUCCUACUCCAGCAGCAACAGCAACACCUCCAGCUCCACAGGGCUUCCAGCAUAAACGCUGGCACAUGGACGUCAAAGAGAACAAGUUCAUCCCACGCACAAAACAAGCACGUGAUUGGACGUUGAGGAUUUCACCAAAGGAGACUUAUUCGAUAAGGGAAACACAAACCACAAGCCCGUUUGAGAGAAGCUUUGCCAGUGGGCACCAACCUUCGCCGUACUUCCAUAGUCAGAUGCCCGCUGCCAUACCCUGUGGCCCGACCCACAGCAUCGCCUCGUCCCCGGUGUCGCGUUGGACGGGCAAACUGAUCUCCGAGGCCUACCGCGUCACACCGGUACGGCAGCACGCCAGGGGGCGCGAGGGCUGAGCAGGACAGGAAGAGGAGAGCGGGGAUAUCUCCACUGGAGAGCCCAGCCUCAGGAUUCCCACAAACCAAGAAGGGAAAGCUGUUCUAUGAGAAGGUUCCUGGCAGAAGUGAUGGACAGACAAGACUGAGGUUUUUCUGACUUUUAUCUUCUAUCUGAUUUGGAUCCUUCCUCCCUGUUAGAGGUUAUUUAACAUAUUCUAUGCAUACAAUUUCAUUCACAAAAAGGUGGACACUCAAUAAAACAUUUUUGUUCCAGCCACAGUGAUUGUAUAGUAUUUAUUAUAUUUAUUCAAAUAGAUGUUUACCCUUAAUCCCUAAACAGAAUAAUCUUUAGAUAAAAAUGUUACUUAUUGAAAUUAUUAAUAGCUGUUUUUAUUGUCAUGUAUGUGAUAUAAGACGUAUAUUAAUUUUGGGUGGAUGUUAUCUGUGAUUUGUACAGUGCCAAUCUGUAUUGUUCUCAAUCUUGUGCUCAUCAAUAUUUAUGAUGUUUAUUGUGAGAGUAUAUGUGCUUUUGUUUUUUAAAUAUAUUUAUGAUAUUUAUUGUGAGGGUAUACUGUAUGUAUGUUUUUGAAAAAUAUGUAUGAUUGUUGUGAGAGUAUACUGUAAGUACAUUUUUGAAAAUAUUUAUGAUGAUUAUUGUGAGAGU
This is a messenger RNA of Alosa alosa (allis shad), 6214 nucleotides long. Its product is annotated as protein shortage in chiasmata 1 ortholog. Gene Ontology annotation, biological process: resolution of meiotic recombination intermediates. Lineage: Eukaryota; Metazoa; Chordata; Actinopteri; Clupeiformes; Clupeidae. The record is from RefSeq and is a predicted model, not a curated record. The transcript has 29 exons. Gene Ontology annotation, molecular function: single-stranded DNA binding; ATP hydrolysis activity. Bases 384 to 5129 code for a protein of 1581 amino acids. Gene Ontology annotation, cellular component: condensed nuclear chromosome.